Messenger RNA from Nothobranchius furzeri (turquoise killifish), 1271 nucleotides. RefSeq names its product methyltransferase like 21e (gene mettl21e). The record is from RefSeq and is a predicted model, not a curated record. Gene Ontology annotation, biological process: peptidyl-lysine methylation. NCBI's taxonomy places the organism in Eukaryota, Metazoa, Chordata, Actinopteri, Cyprinodontiformes, Nothobranchiidae. Gene Ontology annotation, cellular component: cytoplasm; cytosol. Gene Ontology annotation, molecular function: protein-lysine N-methyltransferase activity.
UGAGGUCCAGCUGCCAGGCGGAGCAGCUGUCGUUGUCUGUCAGCUCUCCUGCUUUAGACGCCCAGAGAGAGCUGGAAAUAUGGCCAGGAUAUGGGGCUCGGCACGGGGAGAAGUUUGGAAACCUUGUGUUUCUGUGUAAGUUAAAACCACAGAGGUCACCGUUAACAGCCGGUCACAGAUCAGGAUCCAUGGUGGGCCACGAAGCAAGAACUGCAGUUGGCUGAGCUACUUUAGACAUCCUGAUUUGGACGUUCUUUCAUCUGCGGCUGAAGAACUCACUUAGAAAUGGAGACACGACCGUCUAAGGCCACAGAGGACUCAAAGACCAAAGAAGAUGCUGCUGGAGAUGCAGAACUGGCCAAAGCCAUCAUGUCUCGGCGUUUCCACCCAUCGACCGUUGGCCCUGAGACGUGGGAGGGAUACAUCUUCUCUGAUCUGGAGAUCCGAAUCAAAGAAUCCACAGACCUAUACGGAGCUGUCCUCUGGCCUUCGGCAAUGGUGCUGUGUCAUUUCUUAGAGGCCAACAGAGACGAGUACAACCUGGCAGACAGAAACGUGAUCGAACUGGGAGCUGGAACAGGGCUCGUUACCAUAGUAGCCAGCCUCUUAGGUGCUAAAGUCACAUCCACUGACCUACCGGAUGUCUUGGGAAACCUCCAGUACAACGUGGCACGUAACACCAAGGGCAGAUGCAAAUACAUCCCUCUGGUCACUGAGCUCAUCUGGGGUCAGGAGGUGUCUCAGCGUUUCCCUUGUGCCACUCACUGUUUCGACUACAUCCUAGCCGCCGACGUGGUGUAUGCCCACCCUUACCUGAGCGAACUGAUGGACACCUUUGACUACCUGUGUCAGGAUAACACUCAGAUACUGUGGGCUAUGCGCUUCCGGCUGGACCCAGAGAACAGCUUCGUGGAACGCUUCCAGCAGAGGUUCCACCUGGAGGAGCUGUACAACCUCCCCAGUCUGAGCAUCAGACUGUACCGGGCCUGGAGGAAGGACAAGAGGAGCAGGAACCAGAGAGAGGCUGCAGCCUGAAUUCCCUAAAUACACAUUCUUAGUGAAUUUGAAAUGGGUCCACACACAGCUGAGAAGCGUGUUAAAUCAGCCGACCAGUUUGUUGUUUUGAGUGAGUUAACAUGGAUCUGACUGCAUUCUGUGGAAAACCUGGAAGAUCAUCUGUUUGGUGAAUUUACCUGUAAAUUAUUCUGGUGUUUUAUUGCAAUGGGACAUUACAGGUUUCAGUAAAUAAUAAAAGGUAUUUUAUGCACAAA